Molecule: messenger RNA, 1740 nt
Organism: Thecamonas trahens ATCC 50062
Lineage: Eukaryota; Apusomonadida; Apusomonadidae
Exons: 2
Coding region: 1-1740 (579 amino acids)
Source: RefSeq, a predicted model, not a curated record
AUGGCGAUGCGACUGGUGCAGAGCAGCGAAGCGGUGGCUGGAGCUUCUGGCCUUGGAUCCGGCACUGAGUCGGCCCGUCUGCUGCAGCCAAACUCAGGCACGGGCUCGGUCACAAGCCCUGGCUCGAGCUCAAGCUCGGACUCGAGCUCGGGCUCAAGCUCAAGCUCGGGCUCAAGCUCGGGCUCAAGCUCGGACUCGAGCUCGGACUCCAACUCAAGCUCGAGCUCGAGCUCAAGCUCACACUCGACAGGCUCAAGUGCCGACGCGGGCACGGCUGGCCCGUCGUCGCCGAUGAUUGCCAAGAACGAAGUCAUUGCGCUUGAUUCGGACUCGGACUCGGAUUCAGACUCCAGCAAUGAGGCAACGGAUGGGCUGCAUACGCCAAGCUCGGCGGUUUCGUCGUGGGAGGCGGCGACGCCAGAGAGCGGAGCAAGCCAACAGGACCAUUUUGUCGAGCCCAUGAGCCUGCCGAUGACUCUGCCGGAGGAGCUAGACUUGGCGGUGGCGGCGGUGCCCGAGUCGGCACGGCGUGGCUCGCUUGUCACCAAGAUGUUCUUUGACAUGGAGCAUUACGUGCUUCGUGCGAUGCGGGUGCCGGCGCCGGUGAAGCGCAAAGCGCGGGGCGAGGUUGAGAUCCCUCCGGGACCGGGACGGAAGCGGACGGUCACAUCGCUGUUUGUCUCACGACAUCUCGACGAUCUCUCACUGACAGUCUUUGGGGCAACGGUGGUGAUGACCAAGAGCCGCGCUGACGGUUGGGGCUACGGGCAUCUGCUGGCCCGCCCGGCUUCGCGCGGCUGGUUCCCGAUCAACCACACGUACCCGACAGCUAGCCUCCGCAAGUACGCACGGCCCAAGUACCCGCAGCCGAUCACGCUGCUACGGGUGUAUCCGAGCGAAGGCCUCGGCUCAACCUUUGUGCACCUGCUCCUCGCGGCGCGGUUUGAUCUAUGCGAGCGUCCGAGCCCGGGCAAGGGCGCCAUCCGACGUGUGCCUUGCAAGGUCGACUCAGCGCGCAAGGUCCGCAAGCUGGUCCGCAAAGGCUCACUGGCUGAGCCGAUGCUUCAGGCUCCGCGGUCGCCGCGGGCAAAACUGGCGGCAGCGGCCAUGAGCGCUCGGGCCCGGCGCGCAUCGGUCCAGACCGCCGCCGGGCUCCCGGUCUACGCCCUGCGACAGGAGGCGCAGCGGUUCAUCCGAGUCCUUAUUUCUAUCCAGCAGUCGUCGACACCGGCGCGGCUCCUUGUGGCGCGGCUGUCAGCGUCGUCGGUUCUGGGCGCAUACAUUGCCACCUACGAUACAGAGACUGCGUCGUUUGAUGCCAAGCGGAUGGUGCCAGUCGUGGUUUCUGCGACGUCGCUGGCCGACCGGGUGCGGAUGAACAAUCUUCGCAUCCUGUUGUACUGGCCGCCAGGACUUGAUUCAAAGCUCCUCGGUGGAACGCCGUCGGGCAAGGGCGACCGCCGGACGCUGGUACUGGUUCUCGACCUGCGGGUGGUUCCGAUCGCGCGUCCGCUCCGCUUCACCUUUGUCUUUACGGUCAAGGUCCACGACAUGCUCGCAUCACUCAAGCCGGCUGGUCACAUCCUUGUUCCGUCGUGCAACUCGCUAUUUGACAAGCUUCUGCGCUCAGCGCCGAGCCACAAUGUCGUCACCGCCUCGGUCCGACUUGAAGCAGACGGCGAUGACGAGUUUCCGCGGUCGGACCAUGCGUUUGAACCGCUGGCGUUCUUCCAGACGUGA